AUGGAACCACGUAGAGAGAAUAAGAAAUGCACUGAUGGUGGGUCAGACACGCAGUCAAGUAAUGGAGCUUCCGAAGACUCAGAGAAUAGAGAUCUUGGACAGCAGGAUCAACCAGACGGUCAAGGUGCUGAGAAUAGGAAUUUAAAUGAAAAUGAUUCAAAUGGGGAUACACAAGAGACAGAACAGUUUAGGAAAGGAGCUUCUGCAGACGCUAACAAAACAGAUCUUGAACAGAAGGAUAAUUCAGAGGGUCAAGGUGCUGAGAAUAGGAAUUUAAAUGAAAAUGAUUCAAAUGGGGAUACACAAGAGGCAGAGCAGUCUAGGAAAGGAGCUACUGCAGACGCUAACAAAACAGAUCUUGAACAGAAGGAUAAUUCAGAGGGUCAAGGUGCUGAGAAUAGGAAUUUAAAUGAAAAUGAUUCAAAUGGGGAUACACAAGAGGCAGAGCAGUCUAGGAAAGGAGCUACUGCAGACGCUAACAAAACAGAUCUUGAACAGAAGGAUAAUUCAGAGGGUCAAGGUGCUGAGAAUAGGAAUUUAAAUGAAAAUGAUUCAAAUGGGGAUACACAAGAGGCAGAGCAGUCUAGGAAAGGAGCUACUGCAGACGCUAACAAAACAGAUCUUGAACAAGAGGAUAAUUCAGAGGGUCAAGGUGCUGAGAAUAGGAAUUUAACUGAAAAUGAUUCAAAUGGGGAUACACAAGAGGCAGAGCAGUCUAGGAAAGGAGCUUCUGCAGACGCUAACAAAACAGAUCUUGAACAGAAGGAUAAUUCAGAGGGUCAAGGUGCUGAGAAUAGGAAUUUAAAUGAAAAUGAUUCAAAUGGGGAUACACAAGAGACAGAACAGUUUAGGAAAGGAGCUUCUGCAGACGCUAACAAAACAGAUCUUGAACAGAAGGAUAAUUCAGAGGGUCAAGGUGCUGAGAAUAGGAAUUUAACUGAAAAUGACCCGAACAGGGAUACACAAGAGGCAGAACAGUCUAGGAAAAGAGCUUCUGCAGACGCUAACAAAACAGAUCUUGAACAGAAGGAUAAUUCAGAGGGUCAAGGUGCUGAGAAUAGGAAUUUAAAUGAAAAUGAUUCAAAUGGGGAUACACAAGAGGCAGAGCAGUCUAGGAAAGGAGCUACUGCAGACGCUAACAAAACAGAUCUUGAACAAGAGGAUAAUUCAGAGGUUCAAGGUGCUGAGAAUAGGAAUUUAACUGAAAAUGAUUCAAAUGGGGAUACACAAGAGGCAGAGCAGUCUAGGAAAGGAGCUACUGCAGACGCUAACAAAACAGAUCUUGAACAAGAGGAUAAUUCAGAGGGUCAAGGUGCUGAGAAUAGGAAUUUAAAUGAAAAUGAUUCAAAUGGGGAUACACAAGAGGCAGAGCAGUCUAGGAAAGGAGCUACUGCAGACGCUAACAAAACAGAUCUUGAACAGAAGGAUAAUUCAGAGGGUCAAGGUGCUGAGAAUAGAAAUUUAAAUGAAAAUGAUUCAAAUGGGGAUACACAAGAGGCAGAGCAGUCUAGGAAAGGAGCUACUGCAGACGCUAACAAAACAGAUCUUGAACAGAAGGAUAAUUCAGAGGGUCAAGGUGCUGAGAAUAGGAAUUUAAAUGAAAAUGAUUCAAAUGGGGAUACACAAGAGGCAGAGCAGUCUAGGAAAGGAGCUACUGCAGACGCUAACAAAACAGAUCUUGAACAAGAGGAUAAUUCAGAGGGUCAAGGUGCUGAGAAUAGGAAUUUAACUGAAAAUGAUUCAAAUGGGGAUACACAAGAGGCAGAGCAGUCUAGGAAAGGAGCUUCUGCAGACGCUAACAAAACAGAUCUUGAACAGAAGGAUAAUUCAGAGGGUCAAGGUGCUGAGAAAAGGAAUUUAACUGAAAAUGACCCAAACAGGGAUACACAAGAGGCAGAACAGUCUAGGAAAAGAGCUUCUGCAGACGCUAACAAAACAGAUCUUGAACAGAAGGAUAAUUCAGAGGGUCAAGGUGCUGAGAAUAGGAAUUUAAAUGAAAAUGAUUCAAAUGGGGAUACACAAGAGGCAGAGCAGUCUAGGAAAGGAGCUACUGCAGACGCUAACAAAACAGAUCUUGAACAAGAGGAUAAUUCAGAGGUUCAAGGUGCUGAGAAUAGGAAUUUAACUGAAAAUGAUUCAAAUGGGGAUACACAAGAGGCAGAGCAGUCUAGGAAAGGAGCUACUGCAGACGCUAACAAAACAGAUCUUGAACAGAAGGAUAAUUCAGAGGGUCAAGGUGCUGAGAAUAGGAAUUUAAAUGAAAAUGAUUCAAAUGGGGAUACACAAGAGGCAGAGCAGUCUAGGAAAGGAGCUACUGCAGACGCUAACAAAACAGAUCUUGAACAAGAGGAUAAUUCAGAGGGUCAAGGUGCUGAGAAUAGGAAUUUAACUGAAAAUGACCCAAAUCGGGAUACACAAGAGGAAGAUAAUACAGAGAGUCAAGAUUUUAAGAAUAUUAAUGCAAUUGAGAGCGCUCCAUGUGAGAAUUUGCAAGAGUCAGAGCAGUCUAGGGGUGGAGCUUUUGCAGAUUCAGAUAAAACAGCUGUUUUUGGAGACUCGGAUAGAAAUGAUUCUGUACAUGGUGAUAAAACAGAGAGUCAAGAUGUUAAAAAUAUGAAAUCAAAUGAGAAUGAUACAAGUAAGGAUAUACAAAGGCCAGAACAGCCUAGGAAUGGAGAUUUUGCAGAUUCAAUCAAAACAAGCCUUAUAUUACAGACGGAUAAUUCAGAGGGCCCUUAUCUUGAGGAUAUGAAUUCAAACGAGAGUGACCCAAAUUGGGAUACACACGAGCAGUUUAGUUAUCACUAUUCUGAAGAUACAAGGAAAACUGUAUCUAUGGGUAAUGCUAAAACAGGAAAUCGUGACACAGGAGAUUUGACAUCCAGUCAGUCUCAAACUUCUGAAAAGGAGGAGGUAAGUGGAGAAGACAAAAGUGACAUCCACAAUUCUGACAGCCACAAUUCUGUAACACGUGAAAAAUUUGAAGUCUCUCUUGAAGAAACAAAACCUAGUAAUGAUGAAGAAGGCAGUGCAAGAAGUGAAGAGGAAACAGAUAGAAAAUCUACAUUGAUCCGAUCAGACCAAGUUAAUAUACCAUCAGAGAGCAAACCACACAUUGCAACAAAUGAUAAGCCUAGUACUGGGAGUGAUGCCAAAAAUUUCACUACAAAUGAAGAUAGUCUCAGCCAAGAAAGAAUUAGUGGAGAAGAGAGGUUAAAAGACGUUCAACAGAAGAAAGAUGAAUUACUAAAACAUCAAAAUACAGAAAAAGAACUUCAUGAUAGUCUCAGCCAAGAAAGAAUCAGUGGAGAAGAGAGGUUAAAAGACGUUCAACAGAUGAAAGAGGAAUUACUAAAACAUCAAAAUACAGAAGAAGAACUCUAUGCGAGACUAGCGGAGGCCGAUGAAGAGAUAAAAACUUUGAGGAGACAGGUUGAAGAACAAUGUGAUAGUCUCAGCCAAGAAAGAAUCAGUGGAGAAGAGAGGUUAAAAGACGUUCAACAGAUGAAAGAGGAAUUACUAAAACAUCAAAAUACAGAAGAAGAACUCUAUGCGAGACUAGCGGAGGCCGAUGAAGAGAUAAAAACUUUGAGGAGACAGGUUGAAGAACAAUGUGGUAUGAGUUACCUCGCAUCUGACCAUGGACCAAGUCAGGAAACAGAUCGUCUCAUUCAGAAUAAUGCAAUGUCUGCUUGGACACAGGAAUUGAAUAAUCUACAAAACAAAGAUCGUGAAUGUACCUCAGACGAAAGAGUUAUAAGGGAUUUGCAUAACGAUAUCAAUUUACAGCAAGAAAAAAUGGAGGAUUAUGAAUUACAAAUUGAACAACUUACCAGAGAGAACGAUAAAAAGACUGAUGAAAAUAGCCGUUUACUGCAUAGAAUUCUGGAGCUGGAAACAGCUGAAACACAAUUAAAUGAAAUGAAGACCAAGGCACAUGAAGAAAAGGGUUUAAAGGAGGCUGAAAUAGAGAAACUACAAAAAGAAUUACGUUCUUUGAAUGAUACUCUCAGCCAAGAGAGAAGCAUUGGAGAAAAAAGAUUAACAGAAAUUCAGAAGAUGAAGGAGGAUUUACAUAAUCAUAAAACAAGAGAAGAAAAUUUUCAGCAGAGACUAGAUGAGGCCAGUGAAGAAAUGGAAAAUUUGAAAAGACAGAUUGAAAAACAAUGUGCAGACAACGGUGGUAUCCUUCACAAAUAUUUGGAAGAAGAAAAGGCAGCAAAAAAAUUUGAAGUUUCUUUGGAGAAAUUGGGACAAGAGAAAGAGCAAUUAGAAAGACAGCUCCAUUUGACGAAAGAAAAACUUGCUCAAACAGAAAGUGAGCUGACAGCAACGAAAGAACAGCACGAAGGAGAAAAAUCAAAACUACACGAAGCAUUACAAAUGCUGACAGCUCAAUCAAAUCAAGAAAAAGAAAACCAACACCAACAAAUAAAUAAACUGACGGAUGAUAUUCGGCGUUUACGGAACCAAAAUGCGCAAACAAUAAGUGAGUUGGAAGGAAAAAAAGUAGAAAAUAAAAGUUUGGAAUCUAAACUCACCCGAACUAAGCGAGAACUGGAGGACAUAAUGAAUGAGAAGAAACAGGUUGAAGACCACAUUCUUCAUUUAAGUGGAGACUUAAAUAAGCGUGAUAAGAAGAUAAUGGAGCUUAACGCCGAUUUAGCAAUGAAGGAGGCCGAAAAAACAUAUGCCAAUGAAUGCAUGCAAAAGGCCAUUCAAAGUCAACAGGAAAUGGCGUAUCGAAUAUUAAAUUUACAAAGAGUGGAAAUGGAGAAACGUCAAGCAGAAGAAGACAGGCGGUCUCUUUUAGAUGAAAACACCCGUCUGCGUGCAUGUCUGGAAGAAUCAGGCUACGUACGCGAUCAUUUGCAGGAAUACUAUAAAGUUUUGCAAGACACAAAUUUAGAGUUACAGAGGGAAAAAGAGAAAAACAGACAUAUCAAUGAAUUAUUGUCUUCUAAUGGCCACCGUUUAGAAAACAUGACAGCAGAUGUAAGAAAUUACCGUUCUCUCGCGGAGAGCAACAGGAGAUUGCUGGAAGAGAAAAAAGAUUGUGCACAUGAUCUUCAACGGCAGGUAGAUCGGCUUACUUAUGAAAAUGAAAAAUUAAAAGGAGAACGUGACAAAUAUCACCAGGAAAGCUUUGACCUAAAGGACAAAUGCCAACAUUUGAGUGAAGAGCUAGAACAGACAAGAAAUGAAAGUAGAGAACUGAGGGAACAAGUUGAUGCUGCUGAUGGUACGAUUGAAAAUAGAUCAUUCCCAAAUCAAGUUCAUUUUCCAAAUCUUUUAACUAGUACUCCAGCAGGUGCAGGUCCUCCGAAUGUAAGUUUUCAAGGCACCGGAUAUUUUGUACAAGGAAGUGGUGGCUCUGGAUCCCGAAGAAAAUAGAUGCGGAUGUAAUAUAAUGUAUUCAUCUGAUGCCUCCCUGCCUCCAUAACUUGGCUUUACACAUUAUUGUUGUAUUGUUUAAUUGUGUACAAUGAACUCUGAAAAAAGUUAACUUAUAAAAUAAAUAAAGAAAAAAUAAUAACCAUUAUGUGACAAAUGUAAUAAUUCGCAUGUUAUUUUUAUUCAUUAUGUUAACUCUAGUUACAGUGAACCUUAAGACCAUGGAACAUUAACUGGCAAGAUUGGAAAUAUGCAACUUAUAAAUGUCAUUUCCAUCUCUUAAAGUCAAAAUGUCAAACUUGAAUUUCUAUCCAUUUUUCUCAUUUUUCUCAUUCACCCGGACCGAAUCGUACCCACCCAUUUCCUUAUUUUCCCAGUUAAUGUUCCGCCGUCUUGUCUAUGAAACGAUCAGCAAUAAUUUUGUACAAAAACACCCCCCCCCCCCAAAAAAAAGAAAGAAAGAAAAAAAAAAGAAAAAAUGAAAUCUGGAUUUAGUUUAUAUAAUUCUUUAGCAUUUUUUAUCAAGCAAGGAGGGUGAUUAAAGGCGUUGUUUUUUUUUUAGACAUGUCCGAAAUCAUUAUGUAAAAACAAUGUCCACAAGACUGGCAAAACUCAUGAUAAUGUUUCAGGUAGUAAUUUUUCAUUCAAGCUAUUAUAUGGCGAGAGAGAACAUAAAUUUUGAUUUGAAUGUACGUGUUUAGGCAUAUUUUUCCUAUGUGUGCUCAGUUUUUUAAAAGUUUACUGAAAAGAAAUAUUUUAUGCUUUUAUUUAAUUUUAAUUUUUAUUCCUGUGCAUUUAAUUCAAUUUAUACAAAGUUUAGAGGUGUUUUUUGUGAUUGUUUACAUACAUGUAGAUUAUAAUGUUUAC
Messenger RNA from Saccostrea echinata, 6261 nucleotides. RefSeq lists its product as uncharacterized. Bases 1 to 5394 code for a protein of 1797 amino acids. The record is from RefSeq and is a predicted model, not a curated record. The transcript has 29 exons. NCBI's taxonomy places the organism in Eukaryota, Metazoa, Mollusca, Bivalvia, Ostreida, Ostreidae.